AGGAGAACUUAGAUGGCAAUGGAUCGCAAUAUUUGGUACGGACCUAGAUAACGGUGGUGAGACCGGCGAUAGUGUUCGGGGUUCUCCGUGUAGGGGCACUGAUGGAAAAUCGCCCUUGUCAGAACUGCCAUACGGAGGAAUUCAUUGAAAAAUUCUCACAGACUGGUGUCAGCCCACGGAUCCCGAUGAGGGUAUGAACCGAUCGUUUUAUUUUUCCCCAACACAUCACCGACCUCGACCACGGAAUCGCCCUUUGGUGGAGUGACUAAUGCUUGCUUGGCCAGAUAUCGCGUCUAAUAGCGGAGCUUGUCGGAGGUGACGGUUAUAAUCGUGCAAUCAGGAUGUAUUAGGCGGUAGUAGUGAAGUCAGUUGCAGAGAGCAUCUACUAUAGGAAGGAUUACGCUGCGUCUUAAAAGCGUAGCCUACACGAGGAGCUGUAGCCCACUGUCCACUACCGGUGAAAGGGCAGUGUUGCUAGUUUUGGCUAUUCAUUGAUACUGCCUUCUUUUUUUUAAAUUAUCUUUUAAAUUAAUAUUCGAUUACCUGUGUGUAACCUACGAGUUGUCAACCGUUAAAUCAAUUCUCAACAUUAUUGGAAUAGCAACAGUGAUUCAGCAGGCUAUGUGUUACUUCAAGGUGGACAACAUUUACUAACGUCUAACGUCAAUACUGAACAAAAUGUCAAAUGAGGCGUUGCACUGACGAACCCACGCCGACCUCAAAGGGGAUUUUACGGACACCUAAGGAUAUCGCUCGGUCAUCAUCUGUCGGCCAAGGGAGCUUCCGCUAGGAGAGGAAUUCCCUCCUCGUCAAGCCUACACUGCCGCUGUCCGGUCCUACCCAGAGCUGAUGGACUACGCCGAGCACUGGUCGGCGGAAGUCUCUCUAUGUCGUUGCAGCAACUGAGCCGUGGGAUAGCUAAGUAGAAAGGGGAAAAAAUACCGUUUGCUUGUCACGCGUAAAAAGCAUGACGGACAAGACUGCUCCUCGCUGCCAGCUACGCUUGGAAUGGAUCCACGGCUACCGGGGGCACCAGUGCCGCAACAACCUGUACUACACGGCGGGCAAGGAGAUAGUGUACUUCGUGGCUGGUGUCGGUGUGGUCUACAACACCAGGGAGCACACGCAGAAGUUUUAUUUGGGACACAACGAUGACAUAAUCAGCUUGGCUCUGCACCCAGACAAGAUCCAGGUGGCGACGGGGCAGGUGGGGAAGGACCCGUACAUCUGCGUGUGGGACGCGUACGCGCUGCAGACCGUCUCCAUCCUCAGGGAUGCCCACACGCACGGCGUGGCCUGCCUGGCCUUCGACGCCGAUGGACAGAGGUUAGCAUCUGUGGGUCUGGACGCCAAAAACACGGUGUGUGUGUGGGACUGGAAGAGAGGCAGGGUAUUGGCCACUGCAACUGGGCACUCUGAUAGGAUAUUUGAUAUUGCCUGGGACCCCUUCGUCCCCCACAGAAUGGUCAGCUGUGGAGUGAAGCAUAUCAAAUUCUGGACGUUGUGUGGUAACGCACUGACCCCCAAGCGGGGGAUCUUCGGCAAGACGGGUGACCUGCAGACCAUCCUAUGCGUGGCCACCGCCAAAGAGGAGGUGACCUACUCCGGCGCGCUCAACGGAGACAUCUACGUGUGGAAGGGCCUGAACCUGGCCCGCACCAUUCAAGCUGCACACAGCGCGGGGAUCUUCAGCAUGCAUGCGUGCGAGGAGGGCUUUGCCACAGGAGGCAGGGACGGCUGUAUCAGACUCUGGGACGCGGACUUCAAGCCCAUCACCAAGAUCGACCUCAGAGAGACGGAGCAGGGUUACAAAGGCCUCUCAAUCCGUAGUGUGUGCUGGAAAGCAGACCGUAUCCGCGGCACGCAGGACAGCGAGAUCUUCGAGGUGAUGGUGCGUGACCGGGACAAGCCGCUGCUCCUCAUGCAGGGCCACAGCGAGGGCGAGCUCUGGGCGCUGGACAUACACCCCAAGCAGCCGCUGGCCGUCACCGGGAGCGACGACCGCUCCGUCAGGCUGUGGAGCCUGGCAGACCAUACUCUAAUCGCCCGCUGCAACAUGGAGGAAGCCGUGCGCAGCGUCUCCUUCAACAACGACGGCUCACAGCUCGCUCUGGGCAUGAAGGAUGGCUCCUUCACUGUACUGCGCGUCAGGGACAUGACGGAGGUAGUCCACAUCAAAGACCGCAAGGAGGUCAUCCACGAGCUGAAGUUCUCGCCGGACGGCUCAUAUUUGGCGGUGGGCUCCAACGACGGCCUGGUGGACAUCUACGCCGUGGCGCAGCGCUACAAGAAAGUGGGCGAGUGCAACCGCUCGUCCUGCUUCAUCACGCACCUGGACUGGUCAGUGGACAGCCGCUUCCUACAGACCAACGACGGCGCCGGGGAGCGGCUCUUCUACAGGAUGCCAGCUGGGAAGUACCUGCCCAAAGAGGAGGCCAAAGGCAUUCACUGGAUGACCUGGACAUGCGUCCUCGGCCCGGAGGUCAACGGCAUCUGGCCAAAGUACUCCACCGUCAACGACAUCAACUCGGUGGACGCCAACUACAGCAGCGCCGUGCUGGUCACCGGGGAUGACUUCGGCCUGGUCAAGCUCUUCAGAUUCCCCUGCCUUAAGAAAGCGGCCAAAUUCAAGAAGUACAUCGGACACUCUGCCCAUGUGACCAAUGUGCGCUGGUCACAUGACCUGCAGUGGGUGGUGAGCACUGGCGGGGCGGACCACUCUGUGUUCCAGUGGCGCUUCCUCCCGGAGGGCGUCAUGAACGGGGUCUUGGAACCCCUCCUGCAAGAGGGUUACGCUGACUCCAACAGCGGUGAAUCCGAUUCAGAUCUCUCAGACGUUCCUGAGCUUGACUCGGACAUUGAGCAGGAAGCGCAGAUGAACUACGAGCGGCAGGUCUAUAAGGAGGACCUGCCUCAGCUGCGUAAGAAGCUGGUGGGCUCUCUGAAGCGCCAGAAGGCCCCAGAUGAGGGAUUACGCUUGCAGUUUGUUCACGGGUACCGCGGCUGUGACUGCAGGAAUAACCUGUUCUACACACAGGCUGGGGAGGUGGUGUACCAUGUGGCGGCAGUGGCCGUGGUUUACAACCGCCAGCAGCACACGCAGCGCUUCUACCUGGGUCACGACGAUGACAUCCUCAGCCUCACCGUGCACCCACUCAAGGACUACGUGGCCACUGGACAGGUGGGCCGCGACCCAGCCGUCCACGUGUGGGACAUCCAGACACUCAAGUGCUUGUCGCUCUUAAGGGGGCAACACCAGAGGGGAGUCUGUGCACUGGAGUUCACAGCGGACGGUAGGAGUCUGGUGUCCGUGGGGAUCGACGAGGGCCACAGCAUAGUGAUCUGGGACUGGAGGAAGGGAGAGAAGCUCGCUAAGGCCAGAGGACACAAGGACAAGAUCUUCGUGGUGAAAGGGAACCCCUUCCGCAUGGACAAGCUUGUCACUGUGGGGAUGAAGCACAUCAAGUUCUGGCAGCACACAGGCGGAGGUCUGACAUUCAAGCGGGGCAUCUUCGGAGGCCUGGGGAAACAGGAGACCAUGAUGUCGGUGUGCUACGGCCGGGCGGAGGACCUGGUCUUCUCCGGCGCCACCACGGGAGACGUGUUCGUGUGGAAGGACACCACACUCGUCAAGACCAUCAAGGCUCACGAUGGGCCUGUGUUCGCCACGUGCUCCCUGGACAAGGGCUUUGUGACGGGCGGUAAGGAUGGGGUGGUGGAGCUGUGGGACGACAUGUUUGAGAGGUGCCUGAAAAGCUACGCCAUCAAGAGGGCCGCACUCUCCCCCAACUCUAAAGGGCUUCUUCUAGAGGACAACCCCUCCAUCCGGGCCAUCACGCUGGGCCACGGACACAUUCUGGUGGGAACCAAGAACGGAGAGAUCCUGGAGAUCGACAAGAGCGGCCCCAUGACCUUACUGGUGCAGGGUCAUAUGGAAGGAGAGGUGUGGGGUCUGGCCGCUCACCCCAUGCUGCCCAUCUGUGCCACCGUCAGCGACGACAAGACGCUCCGCAUCUGGGAGCUCUCAGCCAAUCACCGCAUGGUGGCCGUCCGCAAGCUCAAGAAAGGUGGUCGGUGCUGUGCCUUCUCCCCCGAUGGGAAAGCCUUAGCCGUGGGCAUGAACGACGGGAGCUUCCUGGUGGUCAACGCCGACACGCUGGAGGACAUGGUGACCUUUCACCACAGGAAGGAGAUCAUAUCGGACCUGCGCUUCUCGCAGGAUGCUGGCAAGUACUUGGCAGUGGCCUCCCACGACACGUUCAUAGACAUCUACAACGUGCUGACGAGCAAGCGCGUGGGAAUCUGCAAAGGAGCCUCCAGCUACAUCACCCACAUAGACUGGGACUCGCGCGGAAAGCUACUGCAGGUGAACACUGGGGCCAAAGAGCAGCUGUUCUUCGAGGCACCUCGAGGUCGGAGACAGACCAUCAACACCACUGAGUUUGAGAAGGUGGAGUGGGCCAGCUGGACAUCGGUGCUAGGCCCCACCUGCGAGGGCAUCUGGCCAACGCUGAGUUUCGUCAACGCCUCGUCGCUCACCAAAGACAAGAAGUUGCUGGCCACCGGAGACGACUUUGGCUUCCUCAAGCUCUUCAGCUUCCCCUGCAAGGGUCAGUUUGGCAAGUUCAAGCGCUACGUGGGCCACAGUGCCAACGUCACCAAUGUCCGCUGGUCCCAUGACGACACCAUGCUGCUGUCGGUGGGCGGGGCCGACACGGCGCUGAUGAUCUGGGCGCGCGAGGCAGGGGUGGCGCGCGAGAACAAAGCCGUGGACAGCGAGGAGUCCGACGACGAUGCGGAUGACGACGGAGGUUACGACAGCGACGUGGCCAGAGAGAGGACCACUGACUACACCACCAAGGUGUACGCGGUCAGCAUCCGCGAGAUGAGCGGCACCAAACCCCACCUGCAGCAGAAGGAGGUGCUGGUGGAUGAGAGACCACCGGUGAGCAGAGCUGCCCCUAUGCCAGACAAACUACUCAAGAACAACGUCACCAAGAAGAAGAAGCUGGUAGAGGUAGGAACACAAACCUUCUAUCUGGAGCACACUGACGAUAUCCUGUGUCUCACGGUCAAUCAACAUCCGAAAUACCAAAACAUCAUCGCCACUGGACAAAUAGGAGAUGUGAAUGACCUGCCAGGCAUGGCUCCCUCCAUCCACGUGUGGGACGCCAUGAGCAAGCAGACGCUGUCGGUGCUGCGCUGCUCCCACUCCAAGGGUGUGGGCUACGUCAACUUCAGCGCCACUGGGAAGCUGCUGCUCUCCGUGGGCGUUGAGCCGGAACAUUCCAUCACCGUGUGGCGCUGGCAGGAAGGCACAAAGGUGAGCAGUAAAGGGGGCCACACAGACCGCAUCUUCGUGGCCGAGUUCCGUCCUGACUCGGACACCCAGUUUGUGUCGGUGGGUGUCAAACACAUCAAGUUCUGGACGCUGGUGGGCGGCUCGCUCAUGUACAAGAAGGGCGUGAUCGGGACAGUGGAGGAUGGACGCAUGCAGACCAUGCUCUCUGUGGCCUUUGGGGCUAACAACCUGACCUUUACGGGUGCCAUCAAUGGUGACGUGUACGUGUGGCGUGAGCACUUCCUGGUGCGGGUGGUGGCUAAGGCGCACACGGGGCCGGUGUUCACCAUGUACACCACACUCAGAGACGGCCUCAUCGUCACCGGGGGCAAGGAGCGGCCCACUAAAGAGGGUGGGGCAGUCAAGCUGUGGGAUCAGGAGAUGAAGAGGUGCCGAGCAUUCCAGCUAGAGACGGGUCUACCAGUGGAGAAUGUUCGCUCCGUCUGCCGUGGAAAAGGCAAGAUCCUGGUGGGCACCAAGGACGGCGAGAUCAUCGAGGUGGGCGAGAAGAAUGCCGCGUCCAACACCAUGAUCAACGGGCACACGCAGGGACGCAUCUGGGGCCUGGCCACGCACCCCACCAAAGACGUGUUCAUCUCGGCCAGCGACGACGGCUCCAUCCGCAUGUGGGACCUGGGGGACAAGAAACUUCUGAACAAGGUGAGCCUGGGCCACCCGGCCAAGUGCACGGCCUACAGCCCCAGCGGGGAGAUGGUCGCCAUCGGCAUGGAGAACGGAGAGUUCAUCAUGCUGCUGGUGAACUCGCUCACCGUCUGGGGCAAGAAGAGGGACCGCAGCAUCGCCAUCCAGGACAUCAGGUUCAGCCCUGAUAGCCGGCUGCUGGCGGUGGGCUCGGUGGAGAGCGCCGUGGACUUCUACGACCUCACGCUGGGGCCCUCGCUCAACCGCAUCGGCUACUGCAAGGACAUCCCCGGCUUCGUCAUCCAGCUGGACUUCUCCGCAGACAGCAAGUUUAUUGGGGUUUCCACGGGAAUGUACAAGAGGCAGGUCCAUGAGGUUCCGAACGGGAAGGUGGUAUCAGAGCAGGCCGUCAUCGAUAGAAUCACCUGGGCCACAUGGACAAGUGUCCUGGGCGAUGAGGUGGUGGGAGUGUGGCCACGGAAUGCUGAGAAGGCCGACGUCGUCUGCGCCUCUGUCUCGCACGCCGGCCUCAACAUCGCGACAGGAGACGACUUCGGCCUCGUCAAGCUCUUCGACUUCCCAUGCACAGAAAAAUUUGCCAAACACAAGCGCUACCUCGGUCACUCUGCGCAUGUCACCAACAUCCGUUUCUCUGCCGACGACAAGUACGUCAUCAGUGUAGGAGGUAGCGACUGCAGUGUGUUUGUCUGGAAAUGCCUGUAACGCGGAGAGUCCUGACAGAGCCCGGUGAUUUGAAGAUGGGAGUGUGUCUCACUGCCUCUGCGAUGCUGCUGCUGCUGCUGCAAUCCUUGACCUGAGAUGCUGCAUUCACCUCAACCACACCUACUACAGUCUACCAUACCUACUACGCUCAACCACACCUACUACACUCAACCAUACCUACUACGGUCAACCACACCUACUACACACAACCAUACCUACUACGGUCAACCACACAUACUACGGUCAACCCCACGUUAUACCGGUAGUCCACCACACCUACUACAGUUUACCACACUCAACCACACCUACUACACUCAACCACACCUACUACAGUUUACCACACUCAACCACACCUACUACAGUCAACUACACCUACUACAGUCUACCACAAGUUAUAGUCCACCACACCUACUACAGUCAACUACACCUACUACAUUCUACCACACCUACUACACUCAACCUCACCUACUAAAGUCAACCACACCUACUACAGUUUACCACACUCAACCACACCUACUACAGUCAACUACACCUACUACAGUCUACCACACGUUAUAGUCCACCACACCUACUACAGUCAACUACACCUACUACAUUCUACCACACCUACUACACUCAACCUCACCUACUAAAGUCAGCUAUACCUAGUACAGUUCCCCACACCUACUACAGUCUGCCACACCUACUACUACACAUUUGCAAUUCUCCUCAAUUACACCUACAGGAGACCGUUAUGAAGCAUUUGCAUUUCAUCUCAACUACACCUAUAGGACACCUAAAGGAUGCACUUGCAUAUCUCUAUUCACUCACAACGAGUGCAGUCUAGAACCUUUGGUGGUUCAUUGGCUUGUUUGCCUGGAAAACAUUCACAGGUUCUACACAGAACAUUCUGAUGGACUCCACAGGGUUCUUUGUAGAGGCCUUUGAAGGGUUCGACAGAACCCUUGUCAGCCCUUACGAAACCUUUUUUCCAGCAAAGGGUACUUUAUAUGCAAAGGGUUCUCUUUGUGACCUCUAGCUUUUUGACGAACCAAUGCUGAAUCUUAACUAAGGGAGUACUCUACGGAGUGCGGAAUCUGCCGGUAUCUGAUACCUCUUGCUUGAUACCUUGAAAGCUUGUACUCUGCCAGUCAAAAUUCAUAUCUGUACAGAUAGAUUAUGAACACAUAAAGUUGUAUAUGACAGCUUCAGGUUCCUGGAGAUUAACAGAUGUGGAAACACAUGAAGAGUUUGUGGGAACGACCUGAAUUCAGAGUUGUAUUUCACAGGUGGUAAGACUACAAGAGAGAGAGAGAGGUCAGCUUGUUUAAUGCAAACAAAAUAAACCUCUUCAGAGAUUUUCAAGACGUUAUGCUUCUAAUAAUAGCUCCUAGCUAAGAAUCUAUCUGAUUUUACAGCCUAAUGUUCAAAUACUGGAAGACGAACCAGGUGAAACAGGAGCCAGAAAUAAGACCAUUACAAUAUGCGAGAAAAUCAACAGACCCGAAUGAACUAGAAAAAUCUGCAUCUGGUUAAAUGAAGAAUGAUUAACUAGUAAGGCUUCCUUGGUUAGAUCAAGGCAGUUUCUAUAAAAGUUUAGCAUCUGAGAAAGUUUGUUUAUUAUCUUUCCUACUUGUUCAUGUUAUGGUAGAUGGCGUUCUUGCCAUUCCAUGAAGUGCAAUGUUUACUUUCUCAUGUACGUGUUUAAAAAGUGGCAAAAGAACCACUAUGAUGCCAAGAUGUAUUUGGGUGGGCUUUGGAAUGCAAAAGGGAUCAUCAUAUUUUAUUUAUUUAUUUUUUUGCUUCUAUAUGUGAAGUGCCUUAUAAGCAUCACCAAUGGUAACCACGACAGCGACUUUGUUUCUUUUUCUAAUUCUCCUCCAUGGUGCUACUCAAGAUAAAAGAGUCUAGGGCUUAACUGACGAGUACUUUAUUUAAGUUAUAUGCAAGGAUUAAGAGAAGUAAUUUAUUGACUUGUACAUAAAAUAUCAAACACAUUAUUGCCCUGUUAUUACCACGACCACCUCAUUCACCUGUCCAAAUAUGAAAAGGAGUCUCAGGUGCCGCAAGUGGCAGAAGUACUGUAACUUUACCGUUUGUAGAGGUGUUUUAAAUGUGUUAUAUUUUUGUUAAAAUUACCUCUUUAUUUUUAAAUGUACGUAUGUGUAUGUAUGUAUGAAUUAACCAUUUUUGUGAGGGUUUUGUCUUAAAUGGAAGGCAUGCAGACUUCGCAACAAACCUACUCUGGUGUUUCAAAAUAUACAAAUCUGCUCCUUCUCUGAGCAGAUGAGCUAACUCUAUAUUAGUCUAUAUUUUAAUGUUGAUAGCCAAUUAUGUAUGACUGCAAAUGUUGUUGAGUGUGUAGUUGCUUUUUUUGUAACAUGUCUAGAUAGUCACAUAGCUUAAUUAAAUUGUGAGAGGACAGGAAAACAUUUUUUUUGCAUGAAUAUGCUGUAACACAUUCCAAAUCUGUACUUAAAGUCUAUAAGGGAUACUGUAUUUUACACUUCAAGACGGGAAAGUAUGUGUAUUAAAGGGUAA
Alosa alosa (allis shad) is the source of this 9226-nucleotide messenger RNA. RefSeq names its product echinoderm microtubule-associated protein-like 6. Gene Ontology annotation, molecular function: microtubule binding. The record is from RefSeq and is a predicted model, not a curated record. NCBI's taxonomy places the organism in Eukaryota, Metazoa, Chordata, Actinopteri, Clupeiformes, Clupeidae.